AUGGCCCUCGACAGCUUGGAACAGCUUAGAAAACACACCACCAUCGUCGUGGACAGCGCCGACUUCGACAUCCUGCCGCAGUACAAGCCGCAAGAUGUGACGACCAACCCUCUACAUAUCAUGACGGCGACCAAACUUCCCAAAUUCAACUGGAUUCUCGAAAAGGCCGCAAGGUACGGGCUUGAAAAGUCAACGGAAGCUGCUGAGCAGGAGUCCGCCGCCCUGCUGCAGCUGCUGGUGACGUUUGGCGCAGAAAUCCUCAAGCGCAUCCCCGGACGGACGUCGACCGAAGUCGACGCGAUCCAUUCGUUCGACAAGGACGCAACGAUCCGCGUGGCGCGCGAGAUCAUCGCCAUGUACGAAGAACUCGGCAUCUCCAAGGAGCGCGUGCUCAUCAAGAUCGUCUCGACCUGGGAAGGUCUCCAGGCCGCGAGGGUCCUCGAGCGCGACCACGGCAUCCACUGCAACAUGACGGCCAUCUUCUCCGUGCACCAGGCCACCCUGGCCGCCGAGGCAGGGUGUACCUUGAUCUCGCCCUUCGUGGCUCGCACCACGGACUGGUACUACAAGAACCGUCCCCAACGGGACUACACCGGUUGGAAAGGCCCCGGGGUCAAGCUCGUCGACGAAAUCUUUAAGAGCUACCACUCCAAGGGAUUCAAGACGGAAAUCAUGGCCGCCAGUCUGCGCACCAUGGACGAGAUCUCCAAACUCUCGGGACUACAGCUGAUGACACUAAACGCCGGUACGCUGGCGGAGCUAAGGAGUGAAGUGGUACCCAUGACCAAAAGCCUCGAUGCGGAUAAAGUAUCCGCCAUGGCCAACGGACAUCCCAAGGACAUCAAGCCCGUCUUCCUCGACAACGAGGAAAAGUUCCGCCUCGCCAUGUUCUUGGACCAGCCGGGCACCGAUAAGCUCGAUGAGGCCAUUCGAAUCUUCCUGGACGCUGGAAAGGAAACGACGGCACUACUGAGGGCGAAGAUGGAUUCGUUGGUGAAUGCAAGCGCAUGA
Messenger RNA from Exophiala oligosperma, 1011 nucleotides. Its product is annotated as transaldolase. Lineage: Eukaryota; Fungi; Ascomycota; Eurotiomycetes; Chaetothyriales; Herpotrichiellaceae. Gene Ontology annotation, molecular function: transaldolase activity. Bases 1 to 1011 code for a protein of 336 amino acids. The record is from RefSeq and is a predicted model, not a curated record. The transcript has 2 exons. Gene Ontology annotation, cellular component: cytoplasm; intracellular anatomical structure. Gene Ontology annotation, biological process: carbohydrate metabolic process; pentose-phosphate shunt, non-oxidative branch; pentose-phosphate shunt.